AUGGAGGAAAUAGUAGAAGAGGGUCAACAAUUCACAUGCAAGAUAUGUUUUGAAUACGUUCAUGUAUCUAAUAAGUUCAUUAUUCAAGAUUGUGUUUAUGAUCAUUUUCACUGCACCAACUAUGCUUCUAAGCACAUGGAAACACAAGUGGUAGAUUAUAAUAAUUCAAAGGUUACUUGUAUUGAUCCUGAGUAUCAAGCACUGUAUGAGAUUUCAAGGUGUGACAGUUUACUUUUUGGAUCCACGAUAGAGAAAUGGCAAAGGUGCCUUUGUGAAUGGGUAGUAACUUCAGAAGAUGGAAGAAUGGCUUAUUGCCCUUACGUUGAUUGUUCAAAGCUGAUUGUCGAUGAGUGCACUGGUGGUCAGGCACGAGAUGUAUCAUGUCCUAAUUGCAAGGGGAAACAGGUGUAA
Messenger RNA from Papaver somniferum (opium poppy), 411 nucleotides. RefSeq lists its product as uncharacterized. NCBI's taxonomy places the organism in Eukaryota, Viridiplantae, Streptophyta, Magnoliopsida, Ranunculales, Papaveraceae. The coding region runs from base 1 to 411 and encodes 136 amino acids. The record is from RefSeq and is a predicted model, not a curated record. The transcript has a single exon.